Messenger RNA from Ananas comosus (pineapple), 783 nucleotides. Its product is annotated as 40S ribosomal protein S25. NCBI's taxonomy places the organism in Eukaryota, Viridiplantae, Streptophyta, Magnoliopsida, Poales, Bromeliaceae. Gene Ontology annotation, molecular function: structural constituent of ribosome. Bases 160 to 486 code for a protein of 108 amino acids. The transcript is spliced from 4 exons. Gene Ontology annotation, cellular component: cytosolic small ribosomal subunit. The record is from RefSeq and is a predicted model, not a curated record.
GAUACGAGAGCCUUAGAUCUAUGUAAAGACCCCGCGGAACCUUCUACUCUCUUCUCGUCUCUUCUCUUCUUCCUCGCCCCGCGGGAGAAAAGCGGCCCUAGAAAUCCCCCGCGGCCGCGCCACCUCGACCUCGGCCUCCACCUCCGAGAGCUCCGAGAGAUGGCGCCGAAGAAGGACAAGGCUCCGCCGCCCUCCUCGAAGCCCGCCAAAUCCGGCGGCGGGAAGCAGAAGAAGAAGAAAUGGAGCAAGGGGAAGCAGAAGGAGAAGGUGAACAACGCGGUGCUCUUCGAUCAGGCGGGCUACGACAAGAUGCUCUCCGAGGUCCCCAAGUACAAGCUCAUCACUCCUUCCGUGCUCUCGGAGAGAUUGAGGAUUAAUGGUUCUCUGGCUCGAAGGGCCAUCAAGGACUUGAUGGCCAGGGGCGCCAUCAGGAUGGUUUCAGCGCACGCCAGCCAGCAGAUCUACACCCGAGCGACUAAUACUUAGUAGGGAUUUUGCUCGAGAUCCAGAGAGUUCUAGAACAACGUAUUUUCUCACUUCAAUUGGUGUGCUUUGUUGCCUUUUGUUCUAGUCGAGGACUCCAAAGAUUCUAUUGAUGGUUGAGUAUUGUUAUUAGCUGCUUUUGGUUUUAUGACAAGUUAAUCAAGGUAGUUUGGUAAUGGAGAUCUACAUUCUCCGUGAAGAUUAACUGCGUUUUGCUGUCUGUAAUUUCCAGCUUAGUACUUUCAGUUGUUGAGUGAUAAAUAUUCUUAUAUCCUGUUAUAAAGUGGCAAAUUAAAUCCU